This is a messenger RNA of Talaromyces proteolyticus, 987 nucleotides long. RefSeq names its product Alpha/Beta hydrolase protein. NCBI's taxonomy places the organism in Eukaryota, Fungi, Ascomycota, Eurotiomycetes, Eurotiales, Trichocomaceae. Gene Ontology annotation, molecular function: hydrolase activity. The coding region runs from base 1 to 987 and encodes 328 amino acids. The record is from RefSeq and is a predicted model, not a curated record. The transcript is spliced from 2 exons.
AUGACGUCGCCCCAACAGCUUGACAAAAUCAAAGAUGAGCAUUUCGACAAAUUCGAGAUCUUAAAUAUGGACUACAAAACGGUUAAAGGUCAUGGAAUCCGUGCUGAUGUUCUGACUCCAAAGUCGAUCUGUUCAGGUCCUAGGCCUAUAAUUACUUAUUUCCACGGCGGUGGUUUGGUCUUUGGAGACUCCCUUUAUUUCCCCUGGUUUCCUCUUUGGGUCCUUCAGCUAGCCCUAGACCAAUCCGCAGUCAUCGUCUGUGGUAAUCAUCGUUUGCUUCCAGAGUCAACCGGAGUCGAAAUUUUGGAAGAUAUAGACGACUUUUGGGGAUGGCUACGCUCCAAGGAUACUGCAAACUGGUUGGCUUCACAUUAUGUGCAGCUUGACCUUCGUCGAAUUCUCACGACAGGAGAUUCCGCUGGUGGCUUUCUCAAUAUUUAUCUUGCGUUGACCUAUCCGGACCAAAUCCGCGUAUCGAUAGCUUCAUAUCCAAUGUUAAACCAAGAACCUCUCCCAGUAGGUGAUGGUAAGGAACCCUCUCCUACAAAAAAACUCACUGACUACUGCAAAACCAGAAUAAAGACUGGAAAUGUUGUGUCAAGCGACACGACCUGGGAGCGGAAUGGAAUCUUUGGUGAUAUGAUCAAAGAGGGAAUGAUACCACAGCUUUUCAGUCGCGAUGGAAGCGCUUCAUCCACACACAAAUACCAUCUAUAUCAGCUUAAGAGACUCGAGCACCCUACAAUAUAUCUUCCACCGGGCGGCUUGGUUAUUCUGCAUGGCGACAACGACCCGGUUGUCCCGUGGGCGUGUAGUGACGCUUUUGUGUGGAGUGCCAAAACAAAGCUCCAGAACAAUCGAGGCGCGGAUAGAAUCAGAUUAAUAACACUCAAGGGAGGCGGCCAUGGGUAUGGUACCAAGGAACCUUCAGAGGCCAAAUCGAUACGGGAUGCUAUUAAAGGGGAUGUUGUAGCUUGGUUGAAAUGA